Molecule: messenger RNA, 3071 nt
Organism: Podarcis raffonei (Aeolian wall lizard)
Lineage: Eukaryota; Metazoa; Chordata; Lepidosauria; Squamata; Lacertidae
Product: gastrula zinc finger protein XlCGF71.1-like
Exons: 2
Coding region: 1403-2236 (277 amino acids)
Source: RefSeq, a predicted model, not a curated record
CAGACUGUGCCUUGGCCAAAGGCCUUGUGGAGCAGCUCUGUCUUGCAGGCCCUGCGGAAAGAUGUCAAUCCUGCAAGGCCCUAGUCUCUUGUGACAGAGCGUUCCACCAGAUUGGGGCCACAGCCGAAAAAGCCCUGGCUCUGGUUGAGGCCAGCCUAAGCUCCCUGUGGCCCAGGACCUUACACAGAUGGCAUACCUUUGACAGGGAACAAAUAUUAAGCGAAGGUAGACAUUAUCUGGAAUUCGCUCACCCUUCUCAAUAGGCAAAUUAUUGUUUCCUUUUGCCUCCUCCUCACAUCAGCCUCUUUCUUACUAAGGAAGCUCCAGAGGCCAAUUUCCCUUGACAUUGUCCUCUCUCACACACAACCCCCCCCAUCUACUUCAAGCUCUCCCGCUCUCCAAAUCAAAAGGUGUCUCUGUUCUCCAGCUGUUUCCCCUGCACCAAAGCGGACCCCCCCCCCACGAGCCCACUGAGGCAGAAGCUGGAAGGAGCGAUGGAGGGGGUGGGCGGGCAGGAGGGGUCAGUGGUGAGAGGGGAGAUGGAGGCUGUUCAACUGAGCAUCACUAGGUGGAAUGGGGCUGCAACCCCUUUGAAUGGAGUAGGACCGACCAAGCUUGCACAAGAUGGGGGCUGCCAACCUAUUUGCAGUUAGGUUGCAUGGGGGCGGGUUUGUCUCUGGCAGCCCCCCACCUCGCCCCCUCCCAUCCCCUAGGGAUGUUGGCUUGAUCUCUCUGCUCCAAAGAGGAUCUUGCAAUGCAAACCCUGUUGGGGGAAGAGGGCCCUAUUUUGCAGCCGGAUUGCCUCGAUCCCGCCCCCCCACGGGUCCUACGUGCCUCUCAUCCCCCUCCCCAAAUCCUUCCUCCCCUCCCAGCUGCCCUGUUUGUAGAUUCAGGGGGAGGAAAAGCAAAUCCUUCACCCUCCUCCCACGCCGAAAUAUGCUGCACCUCUUUCUCCCCUUCAACCGGCCAGCUUCUCUUCUGGGGCUCUGCAUGGAGACCCCCCCUCCCCUCCAACGUUGCCAUUUCCCUCCCCCUGCAAAAAAACCUUCCUGCCUCUCUAGGAAGCGCAGCUCGAUAGACCCAAGCGGAAAUCCUGAUCCCCCGCAAGCAAAGCUCUAUGUAAUCUCGUUUAUUUAGUGAGAAGGUCGCAGGUUCGAUCCCCGGCAGCGGCAGCCAAAGAGACCCCCCCCCUGAAAAAACGGCGGUGGAAGAAUGAUUUCCUUUCCCCCAACUCCCAACCAGGUGAUGGAGAAGACAGUCAGAAUUCAGAGUGGCCAUCACAGAUUUCCUUAGGAAUAAAAAAGGUAGCAUUUAAAUAUGCAGAAUGUACAAUGUGAUUCAGUCAGUGAGCACACUGAGUUCCCAUCAAUGAACUGAAACAGUGGAGACACCAUUUAAAGGCAUGCAUUGCGGAAAGGACUUCCGUGGGAGUGGAAUUCCUUCAAAACAUCACGGAACUCACACAGGGGAGAAACCAUAUAAAUGUAUAGAGUGUGGAAAAAGCUUCCUUUUGAGUAAACACCUUAAUGCACAUCAUCGAACUCACACUGGUGAGAAACCAUUCAGUUGUAUGGAGUGCGGAAAGACCUUCAGUCAGAGUGGAAACUUUAAAAGACAUCAGCGAAUUCACACUGGGGAGAAACCAUUUAAAUGCAUAGAAUGUGGAAAGUGCUUCAGUGAUAGUGGAAACCUUACAAACCAUCAACGAACUCACACAGAAGAGAAGCCAUUUAAAUGCAUAGUGUGUGAAAAGAGCUUCAAUUGUAGAGGAAACCUUAGAAGACAUAAGCGAAUUCACACAGGGGAAAAGUCAUUUAAAUGUAUGGCAUGUGGAAAGACCUUCCGUGAAAGGGCAAAACUUACCAUACAUCUACGAACUCACACAGGGGAAAAACCAUUUAAAUGCAUGGAGUGUGAAACAUGCUUCCGUCAUAGAGAAUCGCUGAAAAUGCAUCAAUAUACUCAUACAGGAAAUAAACCAUAUAAAUGUUUUGAGUGUGGAAAAUGCUUCAGUCAGAGAGAAUCGCUGAAAAUGCAUCAGUAUACUCAUACAGGAGAUAAACCAUAUAAAUGUUUUGAGUGUGGAAAAUGCUUCAUUCAGAGUGGAAGCCUUAAUGUACAUCUACAAACUCACACAAGGGAGAAACCUUUUAAAUGCAUGGAUUGUGGAAAUAACUUCAUUAAUAGUGGAACACUUAGAAGACAUCAGCAAACUCACAUGGGGAAAACAAUUUGAUUGUAUGUUUGGUUGCAGAAUAAAUCCAGGCACAUCUGGAGGAUAUGGACAUGUGAACUGCAUUUCUUCCACUUGGGUUUCAGGCCCUGCUAUCAGACUGAGACCACCUUGUUGGCUGUUACGGAAAAAUCUAGGUGUGAGGCUGCUCAGUCACCCAGCUCGUUGGGCAGGGCCCACGGGUCCCUGCGGAAUAAAGGAAGGAGUCCAGCCACCAACCGGAGCAAGUAGCUGUAGAUCAAAAUUUAUUGCGCAAUAGGUUCAAAGAGGAAUUUUGAACUCUGAGGAUGGGGUGACAAAGACUUUUAGAACUUUCCCACCAUAUCCCAGAAUACAGUUCGUACAGCAUCAUUGAUACAUCACUGACAUGUCACCAAAGGGGAGGGGUAGACAGAGGUUACACUAGUUCAACCUUGGCAAACAUGUCCAGACAAGUCCUUGGUACAAGAUUAGCAUAAGCAGACAUGUCAGGGCAAGACCCAGGUAUAAGAUGAGCACAGGCAAACACCUCUGAAGUCCCACCGCCCAAAGUACAAUAGAACUUCCUUUGCAGGUCUGGCCCCUUGGCAAGUUUGGUGAUGGGAUUAGGCUUUCCUUGGCCAACAAUCAGGUAAGCAAUUGUCACCUCUGGGAACUUCCUGGAGUCCCUUUGAAGGGGAAAAUAGAUUUGGAAUGAUUAUGUCUGGCGGGCAAAAAGGUAAAAGCUGUUUCCUGGUUCUGCGGGAUCUCUCCGUGGUUUUUAAUGCCGUUGACCACGGUAUUUGGUUACCUAUUUGUGAUAAAAAUAUAUACCUUACCCAACUUGUUGACAAUAAAGCUUUACUGGUCAGGUUGGCAA